AUGCUAGCUCGAGGUGUACGCAAUGUUAUUUAUAAUUAUACGGAUGCUCAACGCAAAGUUCGAUCAGCAACAUCGAAUGAUGCAUGGGGUCCAUCACCAGCACUUAUGCACGAGAUAGCUGAUUUAACUGAUAAUGUGGUUGCUUAUGCAGAAAUCAUGCCAAUUGUAUGGAAACGUUUAAAUGAUCAUGGUAAAAAUUGGCGACAUGUUUAUAAAUCUCUUGUUUUACUUGAUCAUUUAAUAAAAUAUGGCAACGAACGUGUUAGUCAACAAUGUAAAGAAAAUAUUUUUGCUAUACAAACAUUAAAAGAUUUUCAAUAUGUCGAAGAUCAAAAAGAUCAAGGUUUUAAUGUACGUGAAAAAGCCAAACAGUUAGUUGCUUUACUUAAAGAUGAUGAACGUUUACGUAAUGAACGUCGAAAGGCACAAGAAGCUCGAGAACGAUAUGCACGUCAAGCUAUGGGAAUGGAUUCAAGUGGUACUGUUACUUAUGGACGUCCAACAACUUCAACAUCAAUUAGACGUAAUAGUGCUGAAAGUGGAGAUCAUUAUGGUGCUACAGACUAUCCAACAAAUUCAUAUACAGCAAGUUCAACUGCGCAUCGUUCAUCAUCGCUCAAUGGAAACCUUCACACACCUUCAGGACAAGAUUUUGUUCAACCAACGAAUCAAGAAGAAGAACAAUUACAAAUGCAAAUUGCACUAGCUGAAUCACAACGUGAAGCUGAAGAUGAAGAACGUCGUCGUCGUAAUGAUGAUUUAAAACUUAAAAUUGCAUUAGAAAGAUCAGUCAAUGAAACACCAGGAGAUGGAUUAAACCCACAGGGCAUUAAUUUCAAUGCAAACUCUCAUCAUCUUGCUCCGUCUCUAUUUGAUACAACUCAUCAAUUCAAUGAUCCCUAUUUUCCACCACCAACAACAUCGAAUAUCGGUUGGAAUCCUCCUAGUGCUCGCCCAUCAACUCAUCUUGGUAUUACAACUGCUACAAACGAUCCAUGGUCAGCAGAAACGACUGGUCGUAGUUCUGCAGUAGCAACUAAUGAUCCAUGGCAAGGAGAUACGUCUGCAUCUACUACACAAGCUAAUCCAUGGCCUACAAAUAAUCAUACCACAACUAACAAUAAUACAGGUCUAUCUCUUAAUAUUGGUGAUCCUUGGGGUCUUGGCAUCAGUGAUUCUCAAACCACAACUGUACCUACAACCACAAUGAAUUCCAAAACUAUUGAUAAUGAAUUAAGUGAAUUUUUUGGUGCUAGUCCAAAUGUUUCUACAUCUAAUAAUCAUCAGCAGCAAGCAUCAUCGAAUCCAUGGAAUAUGCCACCGUCAAAUUUUUCUGUCUCAUCUACAAACGCAAAUUCUACUUCACCAAUAAAUUCUGGUUUCAGUACAGGUGGCAAUUUACUUUAUCCAAUAAUAGCUGGUGCAAAUAAUUCGAAUUCCAAUAAUUCAAGUCCACUUCCAACAGCACUAUCAACAUCUCGUAAAACGCCUGAAAGUUUUCUUGGUGAAAACUUUGGUAAUUUAGUUAAUCUCGAUAAAUUAGUUACAGAAACAAAGAAUACAAAUCCAUUUGGUUCAACUGCUCCACGUGCUCAAAACCCAUUUGCUAAUUUAACAAAGCCACCUACACUUGAACAAUUGAGUUCAUCAAAUAAUGUUGGUUUUACUACUGGUUCAACAUUACCACCACCGCUCAUUCCUUCGUCAUUCAAUGCAACAGCCUCAACAAUAAAUACAAAUAAUCCAUUUAUGUGA
Molecule: messenger RNA, 1755 nt
Organism: Rotaria socialis
Lineage: Eukaryota; Metazoa; Rotifera; Eurotatoria; Philodinida; Philodinidae
Source: the annotation of a GenBank genome assembly